AUGGACAGCGAACCGCCGUUGCCCCCACCUCCACGCAUCCGUCACCGCUCACCCGUAGCCAAGCAAUCGCAGUCUGGUUCUCAAUCCGGAACCCAGGCACGCGCACGCGUAAACAAAACCUACCGCCGCCUCUCCCGCUUCGACGACGCCUCCAGCCAGCCAUCCAGCGACCCUGCCCUGUUCUCUAGCGAUGAUGUUCCCGCGUCCGGUCUCGAAAAUUACCACGGGUCGCUUUCAGGGAGCGGGAGUGGGAAUGGCUCGCGCAAGCGGAGAUACCGUGGCACGUGGUGGGGGGAGAUGGUUAAGGACAAAGAGGUAAAGCGGAAACGCGCAGAAUUCAAGGAUAAGAGGCUUGUGGAUAGUGGAGUUUGGAUGGGGAGCGAUGAUUCCAGGGCAUCGAUUUUGGCGUCAGAGGAUGCGCCGCCGUGUUGGGGUGAGGAGCUGUUGGGUCAGAACCAGAAUCUGAACAGGGACCAGGAGCGGGAGCGGGAGCAGGACCAGGAUGAAGGGAUGGGUAUGGGCAUGGAUAUGGGCGUGGCGAUGUCGACGACGGCGGGGUUGAAUAGGAUACCAGCACGCCCUGGAUUCGCGAAGAAGGUGGAGGAGUCGAGAGAGCAUCAGAUGGCGCGGGCAGUGGUGAAUGAUUGCUUGGAGAGUGGGCUGGAUAGCGUUGAUAUAAGCAAUGGCAAUCUACGCGUUAUUCCAUCUGGCCUGCUCCGACCUCUCCAGCACCUCACCAAGCUCCCAUCCAUAAAAGAAGCUCCCAUCAGCGAAGAGGUGUACACUUCACUACAACCGUUCCUCCGUCUCUUCCUUUCCGGCAACAGCUUGAAUACCCUCCCCGGCGAGCUAUUCGAGCUCGGCAACCUGCGCGUGCUCAGCCUGCGCAAUAACAAGCUCGCCGAGAUCCCACCCGCAAUCCGCAGACUAACUAAGCUUCAGGAGCUGAAUGUCGCCGUAAACCGCUUAUCAGUCCUCCCCUGGGAGCUCCUCUGGCUGAUCAAGAAGGGCGACCUGAAGCAUCUCACCGUCCGACCAAACCCUCUUAAUGAAAUUGAUGAUCCAGCAACGAAAAUCGCCCAAUGGCAUCAAACCCGGGAAAGCGAAAACGGAGUGGAGCACAAACCUGGACCUGGGAGUCUCAACGCCGUCAGGUACGAAGGACCAGCCCCAGAAGAAGCAUGGGCACCAAUCCACGUUGCAACCGGCCCAGUUCAGUGCUUUAACAUGGAUGGCUUCCCCAUCCAAGCCUUGCCAACGACUACCUCUCCCACAAUGUCACAGUCCCAGCCUCUAUCCCGCGUCCCCUCCCUCCGCGAAGUUGCUCUCCUCUCUUUCAGUAAAUCCGCUUACCUCGACACACUCCCCGACGAUGAACUAGCGCAUUUCCCGGACCUUGCACUCCGGCUUUUUCUGCACGCGCGUGACGUACGCAGCGCCGGCGGCCGCUCCUGCUCAAUCUGCCAUCGCGGCUUUGUCAUCGCGCGCACAGAGUGGAUCGAGUGGUGGGAUUGCAGUACUUAUGAGAACGGGCUGAAAGGGCCGAGGGCGUCGGGGGAGAAGUUAAGGCCAUUGCCAUUCAGAAGGCUUGGGUGCAGUUUGGGAUGUCUUCCUACAGCCUCUGAGAUAUGA
Molecule: messenger RNA, 1632 nt
Organism: Aspergillus nidulans FGSC A4
Lineage: Eukaryota; Fungi; Ascomycota; Eurotiomycetes; Eurotiales; Aspergillaceae
Product: leucine-rich repeat domain-containing protein
Exons: 2
Coding region: 1-1632 (543 amino acids)
Source: RefSeq, a predicted model, not a curated record